Molecule: messenger RNA, 5447 nt
Organism: Saitoella complicata NRRL Y-17804
Lineage: Eukaryota; Fungi; Ascomycota; Saitoellomycetes; Saitoellales; Saitoellaceae
Exons: 3
Coding region: 56-5332 (1758 amino acids)
Biological process (GO): establishment of mitotic sister chromatid cohesion; regulation of gene expression; establishment of protein localization to chromatin
Cellular component (GO): Scc2-Scc4 cohesin loading complex
Molecular function (GO): chromatin binding
Source: RefSeq, a predicted model, not a curated record
GUGUGAGAAAGCUUUAUUGACAGCGACUCCUUCGAAGGCCUAGGAAAGGAGAAGGAUGAACGGGCAUAGUCAGCAGCAGAAUGGCUAUGGGCAGCAAUUGCCGUUUGGCCCGUUGGAUAUUGUGCAGGCCAUGCAGUAUACACCUCUCACAUCCAUCAUACCCGCCGCCCCGAUAACGAACAUAUUUCCAAUACCCACCUCACUCCCACUUGUCUCCACCCGCCUCACCCUCUCGCCAGAAGAACAAGCACAAGUCGAUGCGGCGAUGGAGGUACUAAACCGGACACAGCAUACAUCCCCUGAAGAAGCGGCUUUUGCAAAGGCAAAGGGGAGGGAGGUUGGUGAGAUGUUGAGGGAAGCUAGUGGAAUGCCAUAUCAAGUACAAUUACCACCGCUGCCGCAUGGAAUGAAUGGGAUACCAGGGCCGACAGCGCCAUUACCACAACUGGAUAGGUUUGCAGAGAUGCUACUACAGUCAACGGCGGUGGCAAUGCAACCACCACCACCUCCUCCUCCUCCUCCUGCUACCGCCGCCACCCCCGACUGUGCCUCAACAUCAAUAGCAUACUCGGAAUACCAGCACGCCGUAAAGACCUCGUUUAUGACGCCCCUAACAUCGCUGCACACAACUCCAGCCCCCGCCUCGCAACCGAGACCGGUGGUGUUGAUUCCGUCCCCGCCACCGCAUUUUACGCCGGAGCAGUACAGGCAUACACCGGUAAGUCCGGCGAAGAGCGCUGCGGAUGUGAAGGAGGAUGUGACGACGCCUACGCGAAGUCCGAAGAAGAGGAAGGAAACCAAGACGGAUAAGGGUCAGGAGUGGAGGGUGGAGAGGCAAGUUAGUGUCCCGGAGCGGGAGAAAGCGGAUGCGGCGGUCCUACAAUUCGUGGACUUGAUCGGCGAUAUAUUUGAGGCUGAUGAUGCCUUUGAACCAACGGAGGGCGGCGAUGUCAGUAUGAAUGGGGAUGCGCAGAUGAUGUGGGUGUUGGAAACAAUCGGUGGGACGGAACCAUGUCUGGCGAUGGAUAUGCAGUUGAAGGUUCAGCGUGCAUUACGGAAGGUCACGGCGGCGGGACGGUUGGGACAGAUUUCUGUGGAGGAGUUGACGAGACUACAGAAGAUUUCCGUGAGGAGUGUUAGGCGGGUUGAGGAGGUGCGUCUUGAUAUGGGGUUGUCUGAGGCUGGGGAAGAUGUAGCGACGGCCUGGAUUGAGACUGUGGGCAAGUUCGAAGGGGCGCUAAGGGGUGCUAUCUUUGUGUUGGAAAUUAUGACGGGAAGACCGGAUGAGAGGCAAAUUAUCUCGGAGGAUCUGUUAAUCACGAUCAUCGAGUGCCUUCGGGGUCUCUUAGAAAAUGCCGUUACCCCCCUUGUGGAGGGCAAGCCUGCGACGGAGAAGAACCCCACCUUCCAGGUGGCGUAUGCGUGUAAGAAGAGCAUGCUCUCACUUCUCCAGAGCAUCGUCACUACGCUGUCUCACAUCGAGGCUCUCUUGCCACUCAUCGACAUCUCCGAUUCGGUCAUCAACCCGCUCCUCUUCACCGCCGCAUCUCCAGUCUUCCUCGACAAUAUCCUCAAGGACAAAGAAGCUAUCUUCAACUCCAGCUCCAUCGAAGGAUUACGAGUCGCGAGUAUGGAAGUCUUGAGAGGGAUCUUUGCGAAGUAUGCUGAUCAGAGGACGUUCAUUCUGGAUGAGGUUCUGACGGGAUUGAGUAAACUACCGGUGAACAAGCAGAGUGCGAGGCAGUAUCGAUUGAGUGGGGGGCAGGGUAUUCAGCUUGUCACGGCUUUGAUUAUGAAGUUGGUGCAUACAUCGGGUGUUGCCGGGGACGUUGAGUACGUCAAAGUGGACGUACCGAAGGAUGAAGAGAUGAAUGGAUCUCAGGGGGCGGCUGUCGAGAAGAAUGACGAGCAAGAACUAUUGGCGAAGCAGGAGCAGGCAUGGACUGCAGCGCAGGACGCUGCAGGAAAGAUUGCCAGUUAUGUCAUCUCCUUCUACCUCCAGAAGGUCAUGAAGACUAAGACUGCCGGAUCCGAUUCGCCGUACAAGGGCCUGUUUGAUAUCUUCGUCGAGGACUUGAUCACCGUCCUCACAUGUCCGGAAUGGCCCGCUGCGGAGCUUAUGCUAACUAUUAUUGUUCGUCAUCUAAUUUCGUAUUUUGACGAUGACAAGCAGGGGGCGCAGAUCAAGGGUAUCGCGCUUGACACACUGGGUUCAAUCGCUUCAAAAAUCAAGAAAUGUGAUGUUGAUCUCGGAAGGGAGAUCAAGACUGACACCGAGGUUGGCUCGUCGAAACUUGGCAAGGAUAUUUCCGGAUUCGUAAAUGGCUCCGUGCCGGAUGCGGACAGGAUCGGUGUGCAAGCGGAGCUGGCGAAAGUCACACUGGGCUACCUCCAUUCGCUUGGGCAGCAGGAUGUCGGGUAUAAGAUUGCUUAUGGGUACGUUGCUGCGAAAUCCUUGCUAGAUCUUGUGAAGAAGCUUGAUCAGCAAGCGGCCGUGUCGGACGAGCUUCAAGGGUCUGUGAUGGAACUGGUAGCGGACGCCUCUGAUCCCCUACGAAAGCCUACUUCACAGGUGUAUCCAGAGGUUUCCAAUCAUGAUCUUGAGGUCUUGCAUCUGGCACUGCUUUCGACCUCGCCUUUAGCAUCUCUGUUUGACGUUAUCCUGAACCGUAUGAUCCACGCUCUUGAACAACCUCAGGUCACUGGUCGUCAAAAGGCUCUCCGUGGUCUCGGUAAUGUUAUUAACGUCGAUGCCAGCAUUCUGGCUGGUCCUUUCGUACGUGAGCACAUUGCAAAGAGACUAGCUGAUAGCUCGCCCCUCGUUCGUAAUGCUGCUGUCGACCUUGUCGGGAAAUACCUUCUCAACCAUCCCGAGCUUGCCAGGCAUUACUAUGCGGUUAUCAUCAUGCGAUCAAACGAUGUUGCACCAAGUGUUCGAAAGAGUGUGAUCAAGAUUAUGAGAGAUCUUUACACUACUGGUGAGCUCUCCGUGAAGAUUGAGGUCUCUGUGAGGACCUUGGCAAGGAUGCAGGAUGAGGAGGAUCCGGUUAAGGAGCUUGCUACGAAACAGAUGCAAGACCUUUGGCUCGGGCCUAUCGAGGGUGCAUUUGGUGAGCAUCUUGACAACUUCGAUGCUUUGUCGCUGGGUGCUCGCAAGGUCCUUCGGGAGCGCAUCGAUGUCAUUGUCAGAAUAGUCGAGGAUAAGAAAACAUCUGGGUUGAUUAAAGCAUUUAUCGAAGAAGCAAUCGCUGGAGUGAUCUUGGAUAAGUCUGCCAAGGGUUCGGCAUCAGAUUAUAUGACUAUGCUGAAACUCAUGGUGCAGUGCCUUUUUGAACAGGUUCUUGAAGCCCAGACUGGCGAGUCUACGGAUCAGACGUUGCUCCCGAAGACGCUUGCCACUCUUGCCUUGUUCGCAGGAUGUGCUCCAGUGUGCUUCAGCGCAGGACAGAUCAAAGCGUUGCAGCCCUUCGUCCUCAGUGCAGGCAAAGAGGAUCAGAGUGCUUUAUACCAGACACUGAUCGUCUACCGCAACGUCAUUCCUGCGCUUCCUCCCAUGGACAAUGCUUUUCUCAAGGAAGUCGAAACGACGUUGCUGAAGCAUGUCACGAAGGUGGCUGGGCCUUUGUUGAAAGAGAUGAUACCUUGUCUUUGCAACAUUGUUGAUUUGCUGGACGAUUAUGCUUGCAUUGCAACCGUCGUCUCGACAUGUUUGGCGACUCUCGACAGAACGCGUCCAGCAGUUUUGAAAGCUGCCACUACCCAAAACGGGUCGACUGCUGCCAAGUUGAUGGAGCUCAUCGGAUACUUUGCUCGGUACAGCAACAUGGAUAAGGUAAAUGCCGCUGCGUGUGACGGUGCUACUAGGCCUACGAUUGCGAACAUCAAGAGCAGCAUCCUUGCGUUCUAUGAUGAUAAGCUGCCUCUCGCACUUCACAGGUUCGUUUUGCAGAGUUUCGGCCAGGUUUGCAUUGGGAAUAGUACCCUUUUCCUUGAUGAGCAGACUAUCGAUGUUCUUGAUAAGGCUUUCGGAGGCGCAAAUGACAAUCUGAAGAUCGUUAUUCUUGCAACGAUGAAGGAGCAUCUUGAAGAAGAAGAGCGCCGUAACAAUGAGGCAACCAUGGCUGAAAACACCGACGGUCAAGGUCACAUAGACCGCAGUGUCUUGAGAGGUGAUACGGACAAGUUCGCCACGCAUUCCAUCAGUCCUGGGUUGAUGCAGCGUUAUCUCAAAGUCAUCCUUGACAGUGCUCUUAGCAAAGAAGAUGCCGUGUCUACCGCUGCUGUUCAGGUACUGAACUUUGUUGUUCGUCAAGGUCUUGCUAACCCUCGCGAGUGCUUCUCGGCCAUCCUGGCUUUGGAAACUUCGAGCUCAGCAGCGUUGCGGAAUACCGCGAUCAGGUUGCAUCACGAGCUUAACGACAAGCAUGCGUCCUUGAUCGACAGUUGUUACAAGGAUGGGUUGGCCGCUGCUUAUCAUUACCAGAGGAAGUUGAAUGCAGAUGUGAAGGGCUACAGGAUUGACCGCUCUGAGUUUAUGGCAUUGAUCGAUCCCAUGUAUGUUGUGGUCAAGGCAAACAGACAGGGAAGGAAGAAGUUUUUGACUGCUGCGAUCAAGUCAUUGGAUGUGGACCCGACUAAGCUUACUGAGAAGAAGAGGUGUCCUGAACCAAGUCUCACCAAGUUUAUUGCUGAGAACUUUGCAUACCUCGACUACAGCACUACGGAAGAGGUUCACCUGGUGAUCUACACCGUGGACAGGAUCAUGUCGGUGACCGGGAUGAGUCUCCUUGCAAUCAACGAAGGUGAAGCAGGAACUGAGGGCAACAAAGCGCCUAAGUCCGAGCUUGUGAAGUGUGCCAUGAUCCUCUCGGCAUUGAUGAUGUUGAAGACCUUCCUGAAGCAGCUUUAUGGCCUGACUGAGGCCAAGUGUCGUGCAUUCGACGGCAAUAAGAUGGGAACGGCGAAGAACACGCAACCUGCAACUCGCCAGGCCGGUGCGAACCUUCAGCUUAGCUGGGACUCCCUGCCUGCCGCGUUCUCCACCGGCGCAGAGAUGUCCGAAGAAGAGCAGAUCGUGGUGCAGCAGACCUUCGCACAGCUUCUUCAGACCGAAGGAGGUGCGUACCAGGACUUCUUGCCUGUGGAUGAGGAGGAUGACGAGAGUGUCACUACUGCUGGAGACCGACAGCAGAAUGCAGGAGUCAACGAGAACGGAGUAACAGCGACGCCGAAAAAGCGUCGAACGGGAACAGCGAAUACCCCCAGUAGUAAGCGGAACAGGAAAUCUUUCAACUUGACAGAUCCCGAUACCCCAUCGAAAAGGAAGAAGUAAGGAUAUAGGACAGGCGUUUGAGCAUGGACAUUGAUAUCCGGCGUUGAUGGAGUUAUUUGGCUAUUACAUAUAUUGCAUACGGUGCUAUUAUAUUAUACGAAAGGGAAGGACGAGG